AGGCAGACGCCCAACGACUGAGCCACCCAGGCGCCCCUGCUUUAAUAUUUUCAACAGAAAUGUUUUGCUAAUGCGUGGAGGAGUGGCUUUGGCUUAGCGCCUUUGUUUUUUCCAGUUGGUCUUCCUCUCCACAAAACAUUGCAUCCUGGUUCUUUGAAAUCCCCAUUGAAUUUGGAGAAAUUAUGUCUUGGCACUCAACCUAUUUUCCUGGAACACAAUGUGAUGCUGAUGACACAGCCCAGUCACUCCACUUGACAAUAAAUUUGCUUGUCUCAUUUCACUUGAAUAUUCAGUGGUGAGUAAGAACAGAAGUGGAAAGCCUUACUUACCGCAGUUUAUUAUGUUUCGUGCCCAUGAUAAUUACUUUUAUAAGGCCAUUCAUGAAUACAUUGAUCAGAUUAGGCUGAAUCACCUGGCUGGCCAAUAGCCAUCAGAAUGAUUCUCCAUGCAUGACUUGGUUGCAUUAUUACAAAACGUGGAAGAAGAGACCUGCCCAGCCAGCGUGGCAGAUGUUCAUUUGUGAUGCUGCAUUAAGGAGAUGAAGAGAUGAGAGUGAAUUGUUCCAGCAGCUCAGCCUGCACUGCUAACAGUUCGGAGGGGGAGCUGCCUGUGGGACUGGAGGUACAUGGGAACCUCGAACUUGUUUUCACAGUGGUGUCAGCCGUGAUGAUGGGCCUGCUCAUGUUCUCCCUGGGAUGCUCUGUGGAGUUCCGGAAGCUCUGGGCGCACAUCAGGAGACCCUGGGGCAUUGCUGUGGGGCUGCUCUGCCAGUUUGGCCUCAUGCCUCUCACAGCCUAUCUCCUGGCCAUCAGCUUCUCUCUGAAGCCAGCCCAGGCUAUUGCUGUUCUCGUCAUGGGGUGCUGCCCGGGGGGAACCAUCUCUAACAUUUUCACCUUCUGGGUCGAAGGAGAUAUGGAUCUCAGCAUCACUAUGACAACCUGCUCCACAGUGGCCGCUCUGGGAAUGAUGCCGCUCUGCCUGUAUCUCUACACCUUGUCCUGGAAUCUCGAGCAGAAUCUCACCAUCCCGUAUCAGAACAUAGGAAUCACCCUUGUGUGCCUGACCAUACCGGUGGCCUUCGGUAUCUAUGUGAAUUACAGGUGGCCUAAGCAAUCCAAAAUCAUUCUCCAGAUUGGGGCCAUUGUUGGUGGGGUCCUCCUUUUGGUGGUCGCAGUUGCUGGUGUGGUGUUGGCAAAAGGAUCUUGGAAUUCAGACAUCACUCUUCUGACCAUCAGUUUCAUCUUUCCUUUGAUUGGCCAUGUCACGGGCUUUCUGCUGGCACUUCUUACCCACCAAUCUUGGCAGAGGUGCAGGACAAUUUCCUUAGAAACUGGAGCUCAGAAUAUUCAGAUGUGCGUCACCAUGCUCCAGCUGUCUUUCACUGCCAAGCAGUUGGUCCAGAUGCUUAGCUUCCCACUUGCCUAUGGACUCUUCCAGCUGUUGGACGGAUUUCUCAUUGUUGCAGCAUACAAGAUGUACAAGAGGAGAUUGAAGAAUGAACACAGAAAAAAGGACACAGGUUGUGCAGAAGGCUGCCAUAAAAAGAAAUCUACUUCUCUCAAAGAGACUGGUGCUUUCUUGGAGUGAAGAGUAACACCCAUUGUUAUGCGAAGUCAUUCCGGAUUAGAUGUCACCUCCUACUGCCUACGCUCUCAUAAAAAAAUGUGGCCAUUUCUGAAAUGAAUGUUAUUUUUUAAGGGCUUGGAAAUCUUUUUGGAUUCUAGAUGUAAUAAAGUGUAGAGGGAAUUAAUGACCACUUGAGGUUAAAAUGUGAAUGCCCCGUAUUUUCACUCUCUAAUCAUAGGCACAUGUAUAGCCUUCUAAUUUUUGUUUAUAUAUUAUUUUAAGAGACAUUGAGAUCAUUCCAGGUAUACUGUUUCAUAAGUCACUUUUUAAUGACAUUAUUAUGGAGAAUCUUGACAUGUCAGUCUUUGUUAAUCUACCUCAUUCUUUUGAACAGUGGCUUCAUAGAAGUAUUCCUUUGCAUAGAAGGCCUGUAAUUUAUUUAACCAUUCCUUAUUCAUGGACAUUUAGAUAGCUUUGAACUUAUUGGUAUUAUAAUGCUGCUACAAAUACCCACAUGGUUGUGCAAGUAUUUUUGGAGAAUCACUUCCUGCCACUUGAAAUGCCAGGCUAACCUCACAUUAAAAUGUUGGACAGGCUGCUGUCUGAUGAUGUAUAGCAGUGUCUGAGUGGGGCUGGCUUCCCACAGCUGCACCAGUCUAAGGAAUGGUCAAUUCUGAUUUGUGCAAAUAUCUCAUUUACGAUUGCAUUUAAAAAAUUAUGACUGAAGUAGAGUAUUUUUCAUGAUCACUUGCCUAGUCAUGUCCUUUGCUUGCCUUUCUAUUGUAGUCUUUCCUUUUUGAUUGAUACAUUGUAACACAUUACGAAUAGUGACCAUUUGUCCUGUUUUGUCAACAUUUUACCUACUUUUAAUCUUUUAUCUUUUCUUUUUCUGUCUUUUGCAAUGUAGAAGUUUUGUAUUUUUUGCAUAUUCAGCUUUAUUAGUCUUUUAAAAAAUGCUUUUUGACCUUGAUAUCUGUCAAAUGUUAGAAUAUUUAUAUUUUUGUGUGGAUUAUGAAUUGUGAUAGUAUUUUUUUUGAGAAUGUAUUUGCAGGAAGUUCUGUUUUGCGUUUGCACAACAUAUUCACUCUCUGCUUUGUGUACUUCUGGCAGUAGGUAAAACCCAUCCCCCUCUCUUCUUACAUUAUUAAAAAUAUUUCCCAUAUAUUUUUCUAUGAAUUUUAUGAACUAAGUAUGUAAAUGUUUAUUCCAUUUUGAAUCCAUGCUUUUGUAUGGUGUGUUAAGAAUCUAAUCUUUUUAUGGUUAAUUAAUUGUUCCAACAUCAUAUAUUGAAUCAUUCAUCUUUCCUGAUUUGAAAUGCCACCUUUCUCACACAACUUCCUAUAUAAUGUGGGAUUCUAGUUAGUUCCAUUUUUCUAUUCUUAAGUUUUGAAAUGUAUAAGAAAGUGUUUUGUCUGAGAUUUAGUGCUUUACAAUUUUAUUUUGUAAGUAUUCCCAAGAACCUGUGAGUUAAUAUAAUAAUAAUGAUUGGGGCACCUGUGUGGCUCAGACGGUUAGGCGUCUGCCUUCAGCUCAGGUCAUUAUCUCAGGGUCCUGGGAUCGAGCCCCAUGUGGGCCUCUC
Zalophus californianus (California sea lion) is the source of this 3145-nucleotide messenger RNA. It is a transcript of the gene SLC10A6, whose product is annotated as solute carrier family 10 member 6. Bases 547 to 1587 code for a protein of 346 amino acids. Gene Ontology annotation, biological process: bile acid and bile salt transport. Gene Ontology annotation, molecular function: bile acid:sodium symporter activity. NCBI's taxonomy places the organism in Eukaryota, Metazoa, Chordata, Mammalia, Carnivora, Otariidae. The record is from RefSeq and is a predicted model, not a curated record. The transcript has 7 exons. Gene Ontology annotation, cellular component: membrane.